Molecule: messenger RNA, 840 nt
Organism: Phragmites australis (common reed)
Lineage: Eukaryota; Viridiplantae; Streptophyta; Magnoliopsida; Poales; Poaceae
Product: FCS-Like Zinc finger 2-like
Exons: 2
Coding region: 82-468 (128 amino acids)
Source: RefSeq, a predicted model, not a curated record
GUCUCGUCUUCCCCGCACUCCAUCACUCCCUUCCCCAACCGGAAAACAGAAAGCAGAGCGCCGAGGAAACAGAGCCAAGAAAUGGCGCACUACCACCCCAUCUCCAUGGAGGCCUACGAUGACCUCGAGGCCGGCUUCUCCAGCCACUCCGCCUCACCACUGAAGCCGGCGGCCUCGCCGAGGCGGCCCGGCGGCAUGUUCUGCAACCCCUACGACAACGCCGACGAGCUCCACGGCCACCACCACUACCUCGACAUCUGCUUCCGCUGCCGGAAGCUCCUCGCAGGCAACAGAGACAUCUUCAUGUACAGAGGUGACAUGCCGUUCUGCAGCGAGGAGUGCAGGCAGGAGCAGAUCGAGAUCGACGAGGCGAGGGAGCAGAGGUCGAGGCAGACGGGGAGGGCCGAGCAGCAGCGGCAGAGGCAGCAGAAGCAGAACCCCCAGAGGAUCCCCGUCUGGGCCUUGUGAUGAAAUUUUUGGGCACCGAACAGCGUAGGAUUUAGCUGCACUUCAAGAACCGAAGCCUGCACGAUGCGGUGGAGAGCUCGCUCAUCCGUGCUUGCGUGCGUGUGGAAGCACGCGCGGAUCACCGGCUCGACGGAGGCGAAGGUCACAGGUCAGGCAGGGGAGAUUGGAAUCGGCUGCGUCUUGUACUUUCUUGAUGAAAUCGAAUCAGCUCCUCUUCUUGGUCUCGGAAAUCUGGAGACGGAGAGUUAAUUUGGUGCGUGAAAAAAGUGUGCGUGCGUGCAACUUGUGCCGCGGUCGUGUGUGGGAUUGCCGUGUAACCUGUUGAUAUGAAAGAAGUGAGAGGCACAAGAAGUUCUCUCAAAUUUCUCAUCA